AUGUCAGACCUUAUUGAACUACAACGGAACUAUCUUUUAUCGUUCAUCAAUGAAAUUCAAACGGAACAUAAUUUGAAAUUCCUCAUCAUCGAUGACACUGUUGAUGCCUUGCUUGAUACUCUUUUCGCUGACAGGAGUACACUGCUCCGUGUAGUGACAGCUGUCGACAAAAUCAACUCGUCUAAAAGGAAAGGUCAACCGUCUGUGGAAGCGAUAUAUUUACUUGAGCCCACGAAAUUCAACAUCAAUUGUAUGGAUGCAGAUUUCAGCAAUAGACCGGCCAAAUACAAGAGAGCUCAUGUCAGAUUUUUGCCGGGGUUCAACGAUCAUCUGGUGCGGUUUUACGAUUCAAAAAGAUAUCUCCCUCAGUACAUCGGCACCUUGGCAGAAGUGCAGUGCUCUUUUCUGCCCAAAGAAUCAAUAUUUUUCCAGACAAUGGGCAUUGAUCAGUCACUUCAAGUGUUUUAUAAUAAUGCUUGCACGGACCUGGUAGAGAGGAGCAUUACGAAGACGGUAAAUGCACUGUUAAAUCUUUGCAUCAUCACGGGUGAAUACCCAACAGUGCGCUAUUCACAACCAUCUUCAGAGACUUUUGCUAGUAGUCCCUCCACAAUGCUUGCCAAAAAGCUAGCUUUCGAGUUUCAAGAGGCAAUUGACGACUAUGCCAGAAAGGACGAAAGUUUUCCUCCGCCUUCACCAAGGCCUCGUGCUGUACUUGUCAUAACCGAGCGUUCUCUUGACCCCUUCUCUCUUUUCUUACACGAUUUUUCAUAUCAAGCGAUGGCAUACGACUUGGUGCCUGAGGUUGACACGAAAACAGACGUCUUCCAUUACUUUGCAGAGAAUGAAAAGGGCGAGAAAGAAGAGAAGUUUGCAAAGCUACGCGAUCUUGACGACCCCGACUGGGUGGAGUUGAGACACCAACACAUUAUGGAUGCCACAGAAUAUCUCAAUGCUAAGGUCAAUGAGCUUAUUGCUAAAAAUCCCUUGUUGGUCGAUCGUGCCAAUGUCAAGACUACAACAGACCUACUCAGCGUUGUGGCUCAUCUAAAAGACUUUGAUGAGGACAGAAGACGUAUUACAUUGCAUAGAACAUUGAUUGAUCAGUGCCUAAAGGUAAAUGAGGAACGAAGGCUAGCAGAGCUUGCUGAUUUCGAACAAGCUAUGGCCGGUUUAGGACUGGAUGCAGAAGGUCACAAGUUUAAAGCGCCCGCUGAAGCUCUUCUCGAAAACCUAUUGAGUAAAACUGCAAACAUAACUGACAAAAUUCGGUAUAUUCUCAUUUAUGCUCUCUACCGAGGAGGACUGAUUGCGGAAGACUUUAUCAAGCUUUUAUCUUUCAUAGGCAUCUCAUCUGGCCACUCAUUUUACAAGCAUUUUAUGACACUCUUCGUUAACUUCCAGUAUCUGGGUUUCAAGCUGGUAAAGGAAAAAGCGGCGGAUAAACCCUUCAAGAAAGAAUGGUUUCACGAAACCAUUCUCAACGACCCUAAUACUUACAACACAUCUCGUUUCGUGAACGUGGUGAGUAACAAUCUGUCAAAGGUAAUUACAAACCAACUCCUAUUAAGUGAGCAGGCCUUUCCUUACGUGAAAGACAAACCUAUCGAAGCUCUGGAAGAGGAUACGGUCGAUGAUGGUACGUACAGCUAUUCGUCAACUUCCCUGAGAAACCCUCGGCAUAAGGCCUCAUGGACUCGGAAAAACUCUCAAAAUAGAGCGCCAAGACAGAGGUUCUUCUAUUAUAGCAUCGGUGGAUUGACUCACGCCGAACUGAGAUCCGCCUACCUUCAAUCUCAGUUGAAAAACAAAGACAUUUACAUUGGUAGCGAUGCCAUUUUAUCGCCUCUUGACGUGAUGCAAAGCAUCGAAAAGCUGAGUGAACCAAGGGAAUAUCUCAAUUUGAGCUUUGACCGCAAGGAGAACGAAACUGCUCCCAGCUUUCUGUUUGAUAGAGCAAUUGCACCACCAGUUGCUGCCCAGCAUCUCCAUAAAAGCUCGAAUCAGCGAUCCACUGCGGAUGCACAGCCUGUGAUGCCCGCACCACCUCCACAGGAGAAAAAACGCUCGAAACUUUCAAAGUUUCUGAGAUCAAAGUAA
Lachancea sp. 'fantastica' is the source of this 2100-nucleotide messenger RNA. The record is from the annotation of a GenBank genome assembly. NCBI's taxonomy places the organism in Eukaryota, Fungi, Ascomycota, Saccharomycetes, Saccharomycetales, Saccharomycetaceae.